Messenger RNA from Anguilla anguilla (European eel), 1241 nucleotides. RefSeq lists its product as uncharacterized. The record is from RefSeq and is a predicted model, not a curated record. The transcript has 5 exons. Bases 17 to 637 code for a protein of 206 amino acids. NCBI's taxonomy places the organism in Eukaryota, Metazoa, Chordata, Actinopteri, Anguilliformes, Anguillidae.
AAUAAAUUUAAGAUGUAUGUUCAACUGGGUGUUUAUCUCUAUUUCUUUGGUUAGAACCAUAGACCAUGGGACUCUCCCUUCCACAGUCUGGUCUGGUCACGUUCAGCAGAAGCUGGUCCUUUUCAUGUACAGGAAUGGAGAAAUCACACUCCAGGACAUAAAUAAUGAGACUGAUGUGUGCAAUUUGGCCCUGCCUCCAUCACACUGCAUAGCGCCUCUGUGGAGCCCUGUGUGUGAGCUGGACUCCACACAACAAACUCUGUUUGUCCGAGGGGACAAGAACACAUGUGCUGAUUACCCAUCACAAAGUGAGGACUCCGACAGCUCAUUGUUCUUCUUCCACUUGCCGGAGUCUUCAGUAACAGAUCAACACCGCGGGCCUCUUUCAGGAGCUGGAGGAGCAGAGAGAGUGGGGGAGUGUGUCAGUCUGAAAAAAACUUUCGAUCUAUAUUUGCAGGAAAGACUGGCAUCUCUGAAGGAGAGGAACAAAGUCAUGGCGGAGAGCUGGAGCCGGCUGCCAGAACUGGCCCAAGGCCACAGGGUUCAUUCGGCGCCACCAAACCAACAAGGAGAACAAAAGGCCUCAGGAUGUGUUGGUCGUGCAUGGCUCUCCCGGUUCGUCGACCACCACUCAUAGGAGCACUUCGGAGCACCUCAUUCCUCCCACAGCCGAUAGCCGACGGUAUAUGCGCCUUGCUCCAUUGCAGGCCUUACAAACUCUUCCUGGCAUGUGGACUCACGUGAGAGGGAGACGGGAGAAGGGUGGCGAGUCUGGGGAGAGGAAAAUGGAACAGAGAGAGCGAAACAACGGCAACCUCCAUUUUAUUGAAGGUUGCGUGUUUCAAAUUUACAGUAAGCCAAUACUGUUACAGGAAAGCUGUGGUAGGGGGCGUGGUUAAAUGAGUCACUCUGAGGUGGACAUAUGGGCUUUGCAGUUUGUGUGUCUUUUGUAGUGCAUGGAAUCUACACCUCCCCUUUUGGUGUCAGGAUUAUACUGCUGGUGUAAUCCCUGAGAGCACAAGAGUCAAGUACAGUCCAUGGCUAAAAAAUUCACAGUCGUUCGUUCAGGCACGUAACAUCUGGGCAGUUCAUAUUGGCUGCGAACACACUGAGCAUUAUCAUACUGGCUGUAAACAAAGUCUGAGCAUUUUGUUGGUACUAACUAAACUUGGCUACUCAAGAACAACAUGUCAUAAUACAUUUAUAAAGACAAGGUUGAAAUAAACAAAAUAUGACAGUGA